Triticum urartu is the source of this 1694-nucleotide messenger RNA. Its product is annotated as actin-1. The record is from RefSeq and is a predicted model, not a curated record. Lineage: Eukaryota; Viridiplantae; Streptophyta; Magnoliopsida; Poales; Poaceae.
UCCUUCACAGAAGGAGGUACUCCCUUGUGUUAGAUCCAAGAAGCAACCACAAACAAGAAUCAACAACAAGAGAGGAGGAGGAAGAAGAAGAGAUCGAAGAUGGCCGACGGCGAGGACAUCCAGCCGCUGGUGUGCGACAACGGGACAGGUAUGGUGAAGGCCGGGUUCGCCGGCGACGACGCGCCCCGGGCGGUGUUCCCCAGCAUCGUGGGGCGGCCGCGGCACACGGGGGUCAUGGUGGGCAUGGGGCAGAAGGACGCGUACGUGGGCGACGAGGCGCAGUCCAAGCGUGGUAUCCUCACCCUCAAGUACCCCAUCGAGCACGGCAUCGUCUCCAACUGGGACGACAUGGAGAAGAUCUGGCAUCACACCUUCUACAACGAGCUCCGCGUGGCCCCCGAGGAGCAUCCCGUCCUGCUCACCGAGGCGCCCCUCAACCCCAAGGCCAACCGUGAGAAGAUGACCCAGAUCAUGUUCGAGACCUUCAACACCCCCGCCAUGUACGUCGCCAUCCAGGCCGUGCUCUCCCUCUACGCCUCCGGGCGAACCACCGGUAUCGUGCUCGACUCCGGUGACGGUGUGAGCCACACGGUGCCCAUCUACGAGGGGUACGCGCUGCCCCACGCCAUCCUCCGUCUCGACCUCGCCGGACGCGACCUCACCGACCACCUCAUGAAGAUCCUCACGGAGCGCGGCUACUCCUUCACCACCACGGCGGAGCGCGAAAUCGUCCGCGACAUGAAGGAGAAGCUCUCCUACAUCGCCCUCGACUACGACCAGGAGAUGGAGACCUCCAAGACCAGCUCCUCCGUGGAGAAGAGCUACGAGCUGCCCGACGGCCAGGUCAUCACCAUCGGCGCCGAGCGCUUCCGCUGCCCGGAGGUGCUCUUCCAGCCAUCCUUCAUCGGGAUGGAAGCCGCGGGGAUCCACGAGACCACCUACAACUCCAUCAUGAAGUGUGAUGUGGACAUCAGGAAGGACCUCUACGGCAACAUCGUCCUCAGUGGUGGCACCACCAUGUUCACCGGCAUCGCCGACAGGAUGAGCAAGGAGAUCACCGCCCUCGCGCCCAGCUCCAUGAAGAUCAAGGUCGUCGCCCCGCCCGAGAGGAAGUACAGUGUGUGGAUCGGAGGCUCCAUCCUCGCCUCCCUCAGCACCUUCCAGCAGAUGUGGAUCGCCAAGGCCGAGUACGACGAAUCCGGACCAUCCAUCGUCCACCGGAAAUGCUUCUAGAUACUCAUAUAUCCACCCCAUUCCAUCGUCAUUAUCUUACCUUAUCAUCAUCAUCAUCAUCAUCACCAAACAAAACAAAAGUAAAGGCGUGCCGACGAUGCAUGGGAUCAUCACUACUACUGCUGCCGGGGCGCCCGUCCGAUCGCCAUCGAUGAUCCUUUUUUUUCCUUGUUUCCCUUUCUUUUUCUUUCUUGCCAAUCUUUCUACAUAAAUCAUGUUUUCUUUUCUCACUUCAAUUUUAUUUAAUUGGAGAAGAUGCUAUCUAUGCAUCCCAUUCCAUCGUCAUUUAAUUUGAUUUGUGGAUGACGCGGUGGUGGUAUGUUUGAAUUCAAUCUAAUCCAAUGGCCGGCUAGCGGCCGAGAUGAUUACUAUUGAUUAUUAUUUUUGUUAGAAAAUCGAUGUCACCCUUUUUAUGUUCACAAACUCACGAGGAAAAAUAAUAAUACGCGUGUUAAUUACUA